GUUCGGUUAUUUUAAAAUGUAACUACAGGAUGCACUUUGAAAUUACUUGCAUGAUGUGCUUUUUUAAAUUAUUAAUUACAAAUUAUUUCCUUAUAAACAAACUUUUGAAAUCUUUUUUUUUCAAGAUGACGUUUUAUAAACUGUAAUACAGAUUUGGUAAAAUUGUUUUGCGCAAACACCAACAAAACAAAAUAUUUGAAUAAAUAAUUAAUUAAUUAAUAAGUUAGUAUCUACUACAGAGAAAUGCUUGUCUUAGGAAGCAGUGAUUGGUAAAAGAAAUUGUCUCUAGCCUUAAAAAAGAAAAAACCCCCCAACAAAAGUUUAUUUAUUCUGUAGCUUAUUUUAUUUGGAAGAGGUUAAAUUAAUCACAAAUUAAAUUUCGAUGUUUGGUUUUUGAGAUACAGUAAAAAUAUAAUAUAUACUUUCACCCUAUAUAAAUAAGUAACUUUAUACUUUUCUGAAAUCUUUUUAGAAAUUAUGCGCCGAUAAAAAGCCUUUCAAAAGCGUGGAUUUUUUAAAUAAAUUGGCAAUCUAUUGGACAAUUUUGGAUUCUUUUUUUUAUGAAUUAAAUAAAAGUAUAAAUGUUCAAAACUGCUGGAAACCCCAAUUCAAAUUAAUAAGGUAAUAUAAUCGUUUAAUAAUAAGUAAUCAGUAUGUGCUACGUAUUUUAUGGAAUAAAAAUUUUUGAAACUGUUUUGCUAAAAUUUGACAUCGUGCCGUACACACUUUUUUAAAAAUAUUUUAGUAUAUUUUCAGAAGAGUGUUUGUGUUUCGAUGGCAACAGCUUUUGAUAUUUUUAUCGGAAAAUUUUAUAUAGUCUGCUGUCGUGUCAGACGGUUUUUAAUACUCAAUUCUACUGUUCGACAAUUUUUGCACAUACAGCUUAAUGGAUGUAGGCAAAUAACUAAAACUGACUGCCCACUCUUUAGAAAAAAAUCUAUUUAUUUCCAGUGAUCUUUUAAAUAUCUCUGUAUUGAUUCAUUCAUUCUAUUAAGAAAGUAAGCCACAUUAAUUUAUAAAAUGGUGGACGUAAGUAACAAAUAAUUGUGCUUCUCAAAAUUAUUUUCUUGUUUAUGUAAGUGGAGUAAUAGAAAAAUCGAAAACAGACCUACUUUUUUACAAACUAAUAUAAAUCAAAUUAUAGGAAAACAUAAAAAACCGAUUUGCGUUCUUCAUGAAUUUUCAUGGAUCUGUUCUGUUUUGCAUGCGUUUGUCGUUUCCAAGAUAUAUUUUAUAUGUGGGAAUUGGGUCGCAAAUUAGGGUGAACCACGUAUUUGUUGCAUGCCACAACUGGGUUAUAGAGGAAAUUAUACUCUAGGCGUUGCAGAGAUUUGAAUAAUUAAAAUACUGAUAAGAUUUAAUUGCUAAAGCGUCGUUCACACGUGCAUUCCGGCGAUUUUAUUUUUUAAUGAAAUGAACGAAUUGCUAAGUUCCUUCACACCAAUUUCCCAACGUACCAUCAGCUUAAAAUUUCGUAACGUUUUAUUAAAUUGCCUAAUAUGGGGGUCACUUCCCGUAUAAAUAUUUCCACGUCGCCCCAAACAAAUCACACGACGGUGAACUCCCCUUCAAUUCCAUCACCAAAUGGGUUAUUCACCUUCAAGAUGUUUGAAUAGUUGUUGCUAUAGCAAUAACAUUGAUCAAAUACGAGAUAAGUUUUCCCGCAUACAUUUAUUGUGGUUUUAGUUUCAUUACACUUUCACUCGUUUCACGCGACGCAGUCUUUUUGUGACAAAUUUUUUGAAAAAUUUGAAUAUCAAGCAAAAGUUUACGGUAAUAUAAAAAUAUUGCUCGGUUAAACGAUUUGCUUAGAGUAAAAUGAAAUGUCCACGUACGUAGACAAACCCUUGUCGCUGAUCGAACGGAAAAAACUGCAGUGGGCGAGAGAAAAAGAAGAACUGGCCGGUUUGUGCGCCCCAUGGGGCAACAACAAGGACCAGCCAAUCGAAAGGCCAUUCCAAAGGAAUAGACAUGUUCCGAAGUUGUCAAUGCCUAACUCCGAGUUCUUCCGCAAUAAUAGUGUUACAAGACGCUCCAGUUUGCCUCCUUUAUCACGAAAUCAAUUCAAUUCGAUUGAUAAGGAGAUGGGUUGUGAGACUUCUGGUUAUGGUAGUGAUAAUCCUACCAACAACCCAGAAAACCAAGUCACGAACCAAUCAGGGUACGAAUCUUCCUCUAGUUACAAAGACGAUCGUCCGAAAUGGAAGGACAAAAAUAAGUUUUGGGAUUGUGGCGAGAACGACCCUCCAAGUUGGGUCAAAAGGGGGCUCCAGAGAGACGAAGAAAUCGUUGUUUCAAACACCUCACCAGCGGAAUCUCCCCAACAGCACGAAGAGGACGUUGAAAGGCCCUACACUAGCAGUAGUGCCUUCAACCGGACUUUCAUUCGAGGCCAAAAUAUUCCAGUCGAUUCCACAGAACUUGCGGAACGGGAACGAAGAAGACAAAUCGCGAUAGCACACCAAGAAGCAAUCCGACAACAAUUGGAAGAACGGGAACGAAGACGAUUGGAAGAAAAACAGAAACGGAUCAAAGAAGAACAAGAAGAAGAAUUGCGAAUCGAGCGAGAACAAGAAAUCGAACGGCGAAGAAAAGAAAACGAGUUGCGUGCGAUCCGCGAAAAGCAAGAACGUGAAAGGAAGAGGAAGGAAGCGAUCAAGGAAGCGUUGGAACUUGCGGAAAAGGAAGCAAAAAUGGAAAAAAUGAAGCAAAAAAUAAUGAAACAAAACAAUGUCAUUGUUGAGGAAGGGAAGAAUAACAUUGAGAAAGAGAAUGAGACUAUAAGCAAGAAAAAUAAUUUGGAACAAGAGAUUAAUAAUAAUAGUAAUAACAACAACAAUAAUAAGUGUUUGGUGGUUUCACCGAGGCCAGAAGUGUUGAAUAAUGAGGUUAAUAAUAAUUUGGAAGUGACAGGAAAGAGUUUAUCGCCUCGAAACAACGACCGUUCGAAUACACCAAGAAAUGUGAAAUCGUCUUGUAGUUUUCAAGUGUUGACAACACCACGAACCGAAAUGGCUCUGGUUUUACAAACUCCUUUGGAGACGCUCCAAAAUAUGCAAUAUGCCGUUUUGAUGCCUGGUCUUGGGGGUAACAAUGCGGUCCCUAUCGCUAUACCCCUUGCUAUAGCCCCCGAAAAAAAUAAUGGAAAUUAUAGCGCACGGACGGAAAACCGUAUUUUAACACCUACCCAGUACAGGAAUAAAAAUCGCACGGUGUGCGAUAGUAGUACCCAAACCGAGUGCGAUUUUAACAACGUUGAGAACAGUAACAAUCAGAAAUUUAUUCGCGAAAAACUGACCAACUUGGAGUUGAAUUAUGACAAUAAGAAUCGAAGGGAGAGGAGGAGUCGGAGUGAUGAUAGGUGUGAAGAGAAGCCGAAAUGGGGAGCAAAUAGACCACCGACGCGUUACAUGAAACAAAGCGAGAAAGAUCCGUUUUAUCAAAGGCGGAAGAUGAGGCAAAAAACGCGCGAUUAUAAGAAUUCGAGUGAUGAAAGCCAAACGGGAAGCCCGCGCUCUUAUCGCAAGAAAAAUUACGUCGAAAAGCGGCAUACGAGGGCUUUGUGGCGCAAAAACGACCACUUUUUCGCCCGCAAUAUUCGAAUGUAUCAAACUGAGAUUGUUCCGUUGGAGUCGGACAAAGAACAGAUUUAUUAUCCCCAAAAGUGUGACUGUUGUUGUCGGUGUCGUUGUGAAACAAAGACUGAAAUUUUGAAAAUUGAAACCUCACCCAGGGACGACCACCGGCUUCCCGAGUGCAAGGAAAAUGUGGAAAAUUCCGCUUACAUCAUCGAUAAGUUGGCGUCGCUUCAUAACGGAUUGGUGCUGAAACAGGAACAAUGGGAGAGGUCCCCCAGGACCCCAAGUCUUUCAUCGUCGACGCGCAACACCGAAAAUAAUUAA
Messenger RNA from Tribolium castaneum (red flour beetle), 3902 nucleotides. Its product is annotated as probable WRKY transcription factor protein 1. Gene Ontology annotation, cellular component: cilium; microtubule. The record is from RefSeq and is a predicted model, not a curated record. The transcript is spliced from 5 exons. Gene Ontology annotation, biological process: cilium assembly. Gene Ontology annotation, molecular function: microtubule binding. The coding region runs from base 1824 to 3902 and encodes 692 amino acids. Lineage: Eukaryota; Metazoa; Arthropoda; Insecta; Coleoptera; Tenebrionidae.